Hemibagrus wyckioides is the source of this 1755-nucleotide messenger RNA. Its product is annotated as protein Tob2. The record is from RefSeq and is a predicted model, not a curated record. The coding region runs from base 489 to 1676 and encodes 395 amino acids. Gene Ontology annotation, biological process: regulation of gene expression. The transcript has 2 exons. Gene Ontology annotation, cellular component: cytoplasm; nucleus. NCBI's taxonomy places the organism in Eukaryota, Metazoa, Chordata, Actinopteri, Siluriformes, Bagridae. Gene Ontology annotation, molecular function: transcription corepressor activity.
GUAUAAAUGCGCGAGGUUGACAAACAGUAAAGUUUCCGUGAGCCGCUAUAGAGAGCCGAGUGCGGCGUUCAGACGCGCUUUAUAACCACUUAUUCAUGUGCACUUUUAUAAUUUUAUAAGCUCCGUGUCUCAUCAGCUUAAGUUCAUUUUCGUCUCUCCCUGGAAAUGUAGGAAUAACAAGAAGAAUAAUAAGCCUAAUAAUAAUAACACUAGCAGUCACUCCGAUUGGAGAAAGUGGGUCUUGAGACGUCCAGGCUUUCAGUAAGCCCACUGUGGUGUAGCAGGUCAGAAAUUUGUCUGGGACCAAUCGCAUCUGGACUUCUCCUCUGAAACAACAGUGUUUGAGCUGCACGCUACCAGAUUUGACUAGGAUUUUUACCCCCCUGUGCAAUUCUGACAAGAUGCGGUAACUGUCAUAGGCCUGUUCUGGCCUGAGAGAUUCAGGACGUGAGCAUUGUGUUCUGGACCCUUUAAUUCUCUCUUCAGCCAUGCAUUUAGAGGUGAAAGUUGCACUGAACUUCAUAGUGUCCUACUUGUACAACAAGCUACCACGGCGAAGAGCAGACCUAUUCGGGGAGGAGCUGGAACGCAUCCUGAUGUCACGCUUUGAAGGUCACUGGUACCCAGAGGCUCCAUUACGUGGUUCUGCUUUCCGCUGCCUUCAUCUCGGAGUCCCUGGGGACCCCGUGGUUGAUUUGGCAGCCAGAAGGAGUGGGUUGGACAUGGAAGAAGUUCGUGCCAAUGUCCCUCCAGAACUCAGCAUCUGGAUCGACCCUUACGAAGUGUCCUAUCAGAUUGGCGAGAAAGGGGCAGUGAAAGUUCUUUACAUGGAGGAUCCGCCAGGCUUGGGAGGUGAAGCUGAAGAACCAGAAUGUUUAGGAGGGCUUUGUAAAGGAGAGAUGGAACUGGAAGAUGGAAAGAGUUUGGGCUUCAACCCAGACGCUCAGGUCUUUGUGCCCAUCGGUGGCCAAGUAUCACCAGUCAUGCUUCCGUCACUCUCUAAUUCACCCACACCGCUCUGUCAAGGUCUGUUCAACUAUGCAGGCUCCAGUACUCCAACAGAUCCCACUGUGCACUCCAACACCUCCUCCCCAUCUCCACCAAGUAUAGGGAUGCCCUACCCUCACCCAGCUGCCCAACCCAGCUCCCGUCCUGUUCCGCAACAAAUCACCUUCACCACAGCCAGCUUUGCUGCCACCAAGUUUGGCUCCACCAAGAUGAAGAAAUGUAUGGGAUCUGGUGUGGUGGGUGGAUCUGGCACUGUUGGUGCACCUCAGCAGAGGAUGCUGAGUCGUUCCCCCACCUCAGUGCCCUCCAUUUCACCCCCUGGACUGGUGAAGCACAAGCCCCUGUCUCUCUCCAUGCACUCCCUGGCUGGUCCAGUCUCCAGCCAGCUCUCCCCUAAUGCCAAAGAGUUUGUCUACCCUGCCUCCCAAGGGCCUCUUUGUUUUGAAGCUGAGGCUCCACACCUGACACAUGCUGGUCCAUUCCAGGCCCAGCUUCCAGGCCCUGCUCAUCCACAUGCCACCUUUGAUCCAUUCUCUAGCCCACCACCACCAGGCCAUGCUAUGAGUGUCAUGGGAGGCGGCAGUGGAAUUUCCUUCAUGGAGGGUCUGGGGGGCUACAACCUGCAGUACUCCAGCCAAGCUUUCCAACCUGUAGUAUUGGCCAACUAAAUGUUGAAAAAGCUUAAGUCUUCUGGGAAUUUUUUUAAAUUAUUUUUUUUUUUUCCACCAGUUGUUACUAAUACAUAAA